CCGGUCUUCCCGUGUGCCACGCGCACCGUAGCGCGUUCCUUUUCACCCGCGUGCUUGUGUGUCCGCACAGAGGGGAUCCAGCCGGAGAGAGAAAUGCCGUCAAAAAUCAUAUUUGAAACCGAGGAAGAAGCCAUGAACGGAGAUGCGGACACCGCCGCGGAGACUAAACCGCAGAAGAAAAUCAAGAACAAGACCAAGGAGGACAAGCAAUUGAAAAAGAAAAAGAAGCUGGAGGAGGCUCAGGAGGAGGAGCCAGACUGUGACCCUCCUGCCCCAAAGAAGAAAAAAAAAGACAAGCUUACUUUGGACCAAGUGGACUGCCACACCGAUGGAUCCAUGGACAUGAAUGGCAAUCUUAAUGGUGUUAAAACACCUCAGCAGAAGAGCAAGAAGAACACAGAAUCAGAUACAGAGAAGAAAAAGAAGAAGCAAAAGAAGGCAGUCCCUGAGGCAGCAACCAACAGUGUUAUGUCUCAGGCUAAUGGACAUUCCAGCCCAAACACCCCCAGCCAGACGCCUGUCCAGACGCCAUCCCAGUCCAGCGAUGACUCUGCCAGUGACAGCGAAAAAGAAACAGAGACUCCCGAGCAGAGGGAAGGAGCCUUUUCCAACUUCAGGAUCUCCCAAGGCACCAUCGAGCGGCUGAAAGCUCGGGGAGUCUCCUACCUGUUUGAUAUUCAGGUGAAGACGUUUAAUCCUGUGUAUGAUGGAAAGGACGUUGUCGGCCAAGCAAGAACAGGAACAGGAAAGACUUUCUCCUUCGCCAUCCCGUUGGUGGAGAAGCUUCAGGGCGAUACAGGGGAACGGAGCAGAGGACGAGCUCCCAAGGUUCUGGUGUUGGCUCCAACCAGAGAGUUAGCGAUCCAGGUUGCUAAGGACUUCAAAGACAUCUCCAAGAGGCUGUCAAUUUCCUGUUUCUAUGGAGGCAGCUCAUACAAUCCACAGAUCGAUGCUAUUCGCAAUGGCAUUGAUAUCUUGGUUGGAACCCCUGGCCGUAUCAAAGACCACCUCCAGAACAAUAAGCUGGACCUCUCGAAACUCAAACAUGUUGUUCUGGAUGAAGUAGACCAAAUGCUGGACAUGGGAUUCGCAGAGCAGGUUGAAGAAAUAUUGUCUGCAUCAUAUAAGAAAGACUCAGAGUCCAACCCACAGACAUUACUGUUUUCCGCCACCUGCCCACCCUGGGUCUAUGACGUCGCCAAGAAGUACAUGAGAAAAGAGUACCAACAUGUUGACCUGAUUGGCAAGAAAACCCAGAAAGCUGCAACAACUGUAGAGCAUUUGGCUAUAGCGUGCCAUUGGUCCCAGCGUGCUGCGGUGAUAGGUGACGUGAUCCAGGUGUACAGCGGUAGCCACGGCAGAAGCAUAGUGUUCUGUGAAACCAAGAAAGAGGCUAACGAACUCUCCAUGAAUGCAUCCAUCAAACAGGGUGCCCAGUCCCUCCAUGGUGACAUCCCCCAGAAGCAGAGAGAGUUGACGCUGAAGGGCUUCAGGAAUGGGUCCUUUGAGGUUCUGGUGGCCACCAACGUAGCAGCCCGUGGGUUAGAUAUCCCUGAAGUUGAUCUGGUGGUUCAGUGCUCUCCACCCAAGGAUGUGGAGUCAUACAUCCACCGCUCAGGACGUACAGGCCGAGCAGGCAGGACUGGAGUUUGUAUCUGUUUCUACCAAAGAAAAGAAGAGGAGCAGCUGCGCUACGUAGAAAACAAAGCUGGCAUCACAUUCAAGCGGGUCGGUGUUCCCACUGCCAAUGACAUCAUCAAGUCUUCCAGCAAGGAUGCUGUCAGGUUCCUGGACUCUGUUCCUGUCACAGCCAUCGGGUAUUUCAGAGCGUCGGCUGAGAAGCUGAUCGAGGAGAGAGGAGCAGUUGAUGCCCUGGCUGCUGCCUUGGCCCAUAUUUCUGGAGCCACUAGCUUGGAACAGAGGUCACUGCUCAACUCAGAUGCUGGUUAUACCACUCUGCAGUUGGUGUGCUCUCAAGAGAUGCAUAACCUGGGCUACGCCUGGAGGACCAUCAAAGACCAGCUAGGAGAGGACAUGGAGAACCACAUCCACAGAAUGACCUUCCUCAAGGGCAAAACAGGAGUUUGUUUCGACGUCCCAGCUGACAAAGUCAAGCACAUUCAGGAAACCUGGAAGGAUGGUCGGCGUUGGCAACUAACUGUUGCUACAGAGCUCCCGGAGUUGGAGGAGAAGCAGUUCAGCAACCGCGGUGACAAAGGCUUUGGCAGUGGUAACCGUGGUGACAGACGAGGAGGCUUCAGAGGUGGAAGGGGGCGAAAUUUUGGAGGAAACGGCGGUCGAGGAAAUGGGUUCCGCAACAGCAGUGGUGGCUAUAACAACAACAACAACAACAGAGGAGGACAGAAACGCAGCUUCAGCCAAGCGUUUGAUUAUUGAAAACCUCAGCUCUGGACUCUUGUGACUGGCUGUCACUCCUCUGGACUGGCAGGGAGUUUUAUCCAUUAACUUCACAAUGUGUUUAAAAAAAAAAAAAAAAAAAAAAGUCUGUUAUCUAAACAUUCUGACCCAAGUCUGACA
This is a messenger RNA of Myripristis murdjan (pinecone soldierfish), 2538 nucleotides long. Its product is annotated as nucleolar RNA helicase 2-like. The record is from RefSeq and is a predicted model, not a curated record. The coding region runs from base 94 to 2397 and encodes 767 amino acids. NCBI's taxonomy places the organism in Eukaryota, Metazoa, Chordata, Actinopteri, Holocentriformes, Holocentridae. Gene Ontology annotation, molecular function: ATP binding; RNA helicase activity; RNA binding. The transcript is spliced from 16 exons.